AUGCCGAUCAGCAGCGACAUCACUAUUGAGAUCUCCAAGUUCCGCGCAGACAAUAUCACGGAGCCAACAAAGAAAGCUGCGGCUUUCCUGGAAAAUAUCGGUACCAACGGGCCCAAGUGGUGGGAGGUAGGCAUCGAAAAAUACCGUGAGAUGCGGGAGCUUGGACAGACAUCACUGCCAAAGCCUGUAUAUCUCCCAGAGGCUUUUGAUGAAUAUAUUCCCUCUCGAGACGCCGGUCGUCAUAUCCCGAUCCGCAUUUACAAGCCUGAUAAUGCUGAGCCUAGUCAAGGCAUCUUCCUGCACAUCCACGGGGGCGGUUUUGUGAUCGCAACUCAAAAAGAUUUUGACCAUCGUCUCCGGGCAUACGCCAACAACUGUCAACUGACGGCCAUUUCAGUUGGAUACCGUCUGGCCCCAGAACACCCAUACCCGGCCGCAGUCCAUGAUUCCAUCGAUGUCGCAGAGUAUAUGGUAGAUCACGGCGUAGAGGUCUACGGUACCCCCUUGCGCUUUAUGGGUGGAGAGUCAGCUGGAGGGUGCCUAGUCGCUCUCACAUCUCUGCAUUUAAUGAGAUCCCGUCCUUCGCACAAACUAUCAGGUCUGAUCUUUCCUUACGGAUUAUUUGAUCUUGCGCUCGGACUUCCCACAAUGGUCGCAUCAAAAAAGCCCCUGAUGAUAGAUCUAGCUACUAUGCAACGCUUCAAUGACGCAUAUGUCCCGGGUAUGAGCACCGCCGAGCUCAAGAAUCCUUCCGUUUCUCCACUGUACGAGGACCUUCAGGCACUGGUUGGGGCAUCUCCCAUCGGGACGUUGCCUCCUGCCCUCUUCCUCUGUGGAACAUAUGAUCCAUUGCUCGAUGACACGAUCAUAAUGAGUACCAAGUGGAAUAUUGCUGGCGGGGAGGCGAUCGUUAAGAUCUACCCUGGCGCAACGCAUGGCUUUACGGCGUUUCCCGGUCUACCUGUGGCCGAUGAGGCCAAUGCGGUAUCCUUAGAGUUCAUAAAGGGGAAACUGAGCAAUCCAGUAUGA
Penicillium verhagenii is the source of this 1029-nucleotide messenger RNA. Its product is annotated as alpha/beta hydrolase. The transcript is spliced from 2 exons. The record is from RefSeq and is a predicted model, not a curated record. Bases 1 to 1029 code for a protein of 342 amino acids. Gene Ontology annotation, molecular function: sterol ester esterase activity; triacylglycerol lipase activity. Gene Ontology annotation, biological process: triglyceride catabolic process. NCBI's taxonomy places the organism in Eukaryota, Fungi, Ascomycota, Eurotiomycetes, Eurotiales, Aspergillaceae. Gene Ontology annotation, cellular component: cytosol.